Messenger RNA from Salvia miltiorrhiza (redroot sage), 1738 nucleotides. Its product is annotated as heavy metal-associated isoprenylated plant protein 34-like. Gene Ontology annotation, molecular function: metal ion binding. Bases 285 to 1589 code for a protein of 434 amino acids. The record is from RefSeq and is a predicted model, not a curated record. The transcript has 3 exons. NCBI's taxonomy places the organism in Eukaryota, Viridiplantae, Streptophyta, Magnoliopsida, Lamiales, Lamiaceae.
UGUAUACUGCACACUCUGCUGCUUCUUGUGCUUGCUUUGAACCGUAGAUUUAAAGCAUGUUUUAAAAAAUCACACAAACCGCCUUCUCACUUUCUCUCUCUACCUCUCUCUCUCUCUACAUGGCCGGUGCUAGCUAAUAUACAUACAUCCACAAAUAUCUCUUCCUUUGAUAUUUCAAUCAUAGCUUCUCUCCGAAUAUUCAUACAUCUGCAGACAAAUUUCUCUUUUAAGAAAAGAUUUCGUGUUUGUCCUAUCGAUCGAUCCUCUUCUACUCUUAGGUCGCCAUGAGUAAACAGGAUAUGCUCAAGGUUCAGACGUGUGUUCUGAGAGUGAAUAUACACUGUGAGGGCUGUAUGCACAAGGUGAAGAAGAAGCUGCAGAAGGUUGAAGGAGUGUAUAAGGUGAAUAUAGAUGCGAAUCAGGGGAAGGUGGUGGUGUCGGGGAAUGCGGAUCCGGCGAGGCUAAUCGAGAAGCUCGAGAAGGCGGGGAAGCACGCGGAGCUGUGGGGCCCGCAGAUGCAGCAGUUUCCGAUCUCGCGCGAGCAGAUGAAGAAGUUCCAGAUUGAGAGCUUGAGCAAGAGUAAUAAUCAGAAGCAGCAGAUGCUGAUGAAGAACAGUGGAUUCGCUCAGCUUCCUCUGAAGAAAGGAGGCUCCAAACAUGAGAAAAUUCAUCCGGCUAAGGACCACAAGUCGGUCAGAUUCGACUUGCCGGAAGACGAUGACGAUGACGACGACGACGAUGAUGAUUACGACGAUGACGAGGAUGAUUUCGACGAUGAGGACGACGACGAUUUCGAGGAGCGGUUUGGGGAUGUGAAGAAUCAUGGUAAGCCGCUUGUGAAAGGGGCGGUUGUUGGACAGAAGCCGGGUAAGGGAGAUAAAGGCGGUGGUGGUAAAGAGGGGAAGGCGAAGAAGAAGGGCGGCGGCGGUGGCGGUGGUGGAAUUGAUACGUUUAUCAAGAGUAUGUUGAAGAAGGCCGGUGGGAAGAAGGGGAAGUCGGAGAAGAGUAGUAAGAAGGGGGAGAAGAAGAAAGAGGAUGGCGGCGGAGGCGGAGGAAAGAAGGGUGGAUUUGAGUUUGGAGAUGUCAAAAAGGGGAAGAAUGAUGAUAAUUGGAGCAAGAAAUCCGGUGAGAAUUUGCAUUUUCAUGGAGGUAAACAACAUCCUCAACAUCAUCAUCAGCAGCAGCAGCAGGCCUUCAGUGAGAUGAAAGCGAAUCACAAAGGGGGCGGAGGCGGAGGAGGCGGCGGGAGGAAUAUGGAGAUGAUGGGGGGAAUGCCGGCGGUGGCGGGGAUGCCGGCGAUGAACGGCGGCCGGUUCCCGGGGGCCGGGCCGGGGAAUCCGUACAGCCAGCAACAAUACAUGGCGCAGAUGAAUCAGAUGAUGAUGAUGAAUCAGAUGAAUCAGCAGCGGGAGCAUGGUCACGAUGCGGCGGCGGCGUAUCAUCAUCAGAUGGCUUACGCGAGGCCGCCCCCGCCGAUGAUGGGGUACGGAGGGCCGCCGCCGAUGGGAUACGGGCCGCCGCCGGCCUCGGGUGAGUAUGCUCAUCAUAUGUUUAGUGAUGAGAAUACUGAUAGCUGUGGUAUUAUGUAAAUUUUGCGAGGGAUUUUGCUUUGUCACGAAUAUUAAUUAUCUCGAUUGUAUUUUAUCAAGUUUUUAGUGUUAUGAAGCAAGUAGGGUUGAUUAGUUGUUGUUUAUGAAUUUUUAGUAUGAAGGAGAAAUGGGAUAUUUGAUUAAAUGUA